GAGAGCAAGAUGAGUCACCAGCAAUUCUACUGGAAUCAUGCAAGAAAAUUCGGCCAGGGUUCUCGUUCUUGCCAUGUCCGCUCAAAGCGAUACGGUCUGAUCUGGAAAUACGGCCUCAAUAUGUGUCAGUACGUGAAGGAUAUAGGCUUCAUUAAGUUGGACUAA
Rhinolophus ferrumequinum (greater horseshoe bat) is the source of this 165-nucleotide messenger RNA. Its product is annotated as 40S ribosomal protein S29-like. The transcript has a single exon. The record is from RefSeq and is a predicted model, not a curated record. Lineage: Eukaryota; Metazoa; Chordata; Mammalia; Chiroptera; Rhinolophidae. Gene Ontology annotation, cellular component: cytosolic small ribosomal subunit. Bases 10 to 165 code for a protein of 51 amino acids. Gene Ontology annotation, molecular function: structural constituent of ribosome; zinc ion binding.